Molecule: messenger RNA, 1738 nt
Organism: Psammomys obesus (fat sand rat)
Lineage: Eukaryota; Metazoa; Chordata; Mammalia; Rodentia; Muridae
Gene: Cracr2b
Product: calcium release activated channel regulator 2B
Exons: 10
Coding region: 370-1557 (395 amino acids)
Molecular function (GO): calcium ion binding
Source: RefSeq, a predicted model, not a curated record
UCUUGAUCCUCUUCUCACUGGGUCUUGGGUGGGAAGGGGGCAGUGGGAAUGAGGGACACGAUUUCAACUCUGCUGCCCCCUGUGGCUCUCCCGGGAGAGUUAGCCACCCUGGGUCAGGCCACAAGGACUGGAGAGGAGGCGGGACAAAGCGACAGCAGCAGUCUGCUGGAUCCACCCGGACGUGCUAUCCGGGGUCUCUCAGCCUGUAAGGCCGCAAGGUCGCUCUGGGUCCUUCCGCGCCCCUGGCGAGUUGUCGGGGUCCAGGCAGCGGCGGGGCACGCCCGCCGAGCGUUUCCGGGAGGAGCGGCCCGCCUGCGGCAGGUGCGGCAGCGAGGCUAGCAGCACCUACCAGAGCCAAGCCUUGCUCCUAUGGCCAGCCCUAAACAGCCUGGGGCUGGGGAGGGCCAGGAGGAAGAGGAGGCAAAGGGAGUCUCAGCAGGGCAUCGAGCAGAGGUGCUACAACAGGCUCAGGAGCUCUUUCUACUGUGUGACAAGGAUGCCAAGGGCUUCAUCACUCGGCAGGAUUUGCAGGGCCUGCAGAGUGAUCUUCCCCUUACACCUGAGCAGCUGGAGGCUGUGUUUGAAAGUCUGGACCAGGCCCACACUGGAUUCCUCACAGCCCGGGAGUUCUGCCUAGGCCUGGGGAAGUUUGUGGGGGUGGAGUCGGCCCAAGGUGGGUCCCCCUUGAGGACUCCUGAGGAAACCUUUGAGUCAGGCACAGGGGGCUCUCUGGAGGAGGAGGACGAUGUUGAGAUAUUCUGCACUUCCUUGGAGAAGCUGGGAGUGGCUCGGGUCCUGGGCGAGCAACGGGCUGUGAGGACACUCUGGGUCCGGCUGCAGCGCGAGCGACCGGAGCUAUUGGGCUCUCUGGAGGAAGUUCUGAUGCGCGCGUCAGCCUGCCUGGAGGCGGCGGCCAGGGAGCGCGAUGGUCUUGAGCAGGCCCUGCGGCGGCGGGAGAGUGAACACGAGAGGGAGGUGCGCGGACUGUACGAGGAGCUGGAGCAGCAGCUGGGGGAGCUGCGACACCGACACCGCGGGCAGUGCCAGAACCUACCCCGGGAGGAACAGAGGGGCCACCUGGAGCUGGAGCUGCAGACCCGCGAGCAGGAGUUAGAGCGAGCAGGCCUGCGGCAGCGGGAGCUGGAACAGCAGCUGCAGGCCCGGGCUGCGGAACAGCUAGAGGCGCAGGCCCACCACAGCCAGCUGCAGAGGGCCUAUGAGGCCAUCCGGGCACAGCUGGACCAGGCGCAAGAGCAGCUCAGCCGCCUAGAGGGCGAAGCACAGGGUCGUCAGGAGCAAACCCAGAGAGAUGUGGUUGCUGUCUCCAGGAACAUGCAGAAAGAGAAACUCAGCCUCCUAAGGCAGCUGGAGCUACUGAGGGAGCUGAAUCUGCGGCUUCGAGAUGAGAGGGAUGCCUGUGAGACUAAGCUGCUGGGCAGUAGCCACAGGCAGACUCUAGCUAUUACCCACAAGCCUGGGCCCACGUACUGCUGCUGCUGCUGUGGCUGGACUCGGCCCCCAAGACGAGGCUCUGGUCAGCUUCCUAGUGCCCGAUGACCAGCCCCGAAUGACUCAUUGGGUCUUCCUUAUCUAGAGGACUGGAAGGGGACUGCUCUUGGUUGCUUGCUAAGUAUGUGGUGCUACCCAGAAAGCAUCACCUGCUCGAAGGAACUAACCUCAGGGUGGUCAAGGUCUUCAUCUUUGUUUAUCAGACUAAUAAAUGCCGCUGACCACUGUG